AUGUUUGCUCUUGUUCUUGCACUUGUGUUUGCUCAAAUCAACGCAGAGAAGUCUAACCCCGACUGUUCGACAGCAUCUUGUGUUUCUUGUAACUCUGGAUCGGACAAAUGCGUUGAAUGCAAGACCAAUUAUAUUUUGAGUGAUGGUAUUUGUAUUCAUAAGAGUGAGGCACACUGUGAUCAGGUCUAUCAAGGCAAUUGCGAGCAGUGUGAGACUGGUUAUCAACUUGAUGCAACAACAAAGAGAUGUGUUGAGGGCGAUUAUGCAUGCCAGCAAUACAAUGCCGAUGGCACAUGUUCAUCGUGUUCAUUCAAUUACAAGUUUGUUGACGGCGUUUGUACACAGUGUGCUGAAGUUGCACAUUGUUCUGCAUACGAUGACAAUUGCACGUGCACUGAUUGUUUCCUCAAUUACCACCCAUCUGUUGAUCACCUCUGUGAGACACAGGACAUCUACUGCAUCAACUACAGAUUGGUCGACGAAGCGUAUCAGUGCGAUUCAUGUGUCACUGGCUACUAUUG
Messenger RNA from Entamoeba invadens IP1, 521 nucleotides. RefSeq lists its product as hypothetical. Lineage: Eukaryota; Evosea; Mastigamoebida; Endamoebidae. The transcript has 3 exons. The annotation marks the transcript as partial. The record is from RefSeq and is a predicted model, not a curated record.